UAUCACUUGAUAUAAAAACUAAAACUAAAAUAAAAACUUAAUGUAAUGAAAAACUGAAACUAAACUAUCAAUUAUUUAAAAACUAAAACUAACAAAGAACUAACAAACAAAAUGAAAACUAAACUAUAUUGGAGUGAAACUUUUUAAACGAAACGGAAAUAUAUUAUUUUUUUUUUAAACAAUUAUAACCUUGCGCACAAUGUUGCCUCUAGGCAACAAACACAUUUAAGCAAUUCCUCAUAACAUACAAAUGUUUAUGACUCUAAAUGUAUUCAAAUCAAGUUUACUCACUAACAAAUGUGAAUUAUAUUUUUGAUGGGUGAAAAAUCAAUAGAAAUUGCUUUUCCAAAGACAGUUUUGCAGAGCAAAAGUACGCAUCCAUCAAUGUGGAUCAUACCAGAAUUUUUUUUUAAAUGACCAUCAGGAUGUAGCGUGACCAAGAAAAGCUUUUUGUUGGCUUAUUCAAAGUAAUCUCUUUAGAACUGACCAUUGUAUUGCCAAUUUAUAUGCACUAUGUGCUUGCAAAGUGGAGAAAAUGGAUCACAACAACAGAAAUAUUCAGCUGCUCUGGAAUCUCACUCUACACAUUUCCAUCCAACACAUAUACACAAUAUUCACUGUUCAUUGCCAACAACACUUAAUUGCCUCAUCAGUCAUUGCAAUGUGUAAAAAUAAUGUGCAUCUAAAAAUAGUUUUAAGGGCAGUUAUUAAACUGUAGACAGUGAUUGUGGCUUACAUUCUCUUUAACCACAAAACACAAAGAGCCAUGAAGAACUAAUUAAAGCUCAGGUUCACAGCGCAGGUGCACCGACAGCAGAGUGAGUUUUGUUUUUCCAGUUGCUGUAUUCUCAGCUUCAUUUCCUCCCUCACAAUGCCCCUGUUUACACUACCCUGCUCUAAAAGCAGAUUCCCAGUAGACUCUCUGACACCAUAGAAAUAGUAACAGCACUCUCACUUUGUCAUGUGUUUAAAGGGAUUGUUCACCUAAAAAUGACAUUUCUGUCAUUCUUUACUCUCCCUCACAAAAGAAGAUGUUGGGCAGAAAGUCAGGCACUUACAGCCUCCGUCACCAUUCACUUUCAUUGAAUCUUUUUUUUAUAUAUAUAUAUAUAAAAUGUGAGCAAAUGGUGAUUGAGAUUAUCAUUUCACCUAACAUCUUUUGUGUUCCAUGGAAGAAAGAAAGUCUGACAGGUUUGUAACCUGGUACAAGUUUUGAGGGUGAAUCAUUUUUGGGUGAACUAUCCCUUUAACAUUCAAUUUACAUGCUAGACCUGUUGUAGUAGAUGUUGUCAGGUAAGAGGCGUGACUCGUUAAGCCAGUUUGGUGAGCUAUUCAUCAGUGCGAAUAUCCCCAGGUUACUCUUUCAAAGACUGUUACAGAAAGCAGGAGUGAAAAUUACAACUCCAGACAUCCUACAAAUCCAUUUACAACAAUAUACCAUCAGUUUCAGACUUCAUCUGCUUUUCCAGGAGAUGACAAUCCAGAGCUUCACCAUUGAAUAUGAUGCCUUAAAUGAUCGUAACACCUUCAGUAAUGGGGAUAUUUUGACAGGCAGAGUUAUCAUGGAGGUCUCAAAGAAGACGAAGAUCAAGUCUCUUACUGUCAAGGUGAAAGGCAAAGCCGAUGUGGCAUGGACUGAGACACAUGGGGAAGAAAGCGUGACCUACUGGGAUAAAGAAAAGUAUUUCUCACAAACUCAGUCUGUCUUACCAGAGGAUAAAGCAGAUGGCUCUGUCACACUUGUGGCUGGACGACAUGUGUUCCCGUUUGCUUUCCAGCUUCCAUACCAGGGUCUACCCUCAUCUUUUAAAGGUGCAAAUGGUAAAAUCCACUACAGACUUUUGGCCAAGCUGAGCAGGUCUCUGCAUGCUGCAAGCAAAUCCGAAACAAAGUUCACCUUUGUUUCCCGAGCUGAUUAUGAUCAGACAACACUCAUGGCACCUCAGCAUGGCAGUAAAGACAAGAAUGUCAUAUUCUUUGCCUCUGGAAAUAUUUCUAUGAAUAUUUUUUUGCCAAAGACAGGCUAUCAGCAAGGUGAAGGGCUGGUUGUCAAUGGUGAAAUCAUCAACAACUCAACUCGAAAAAUUGUGCCAAAGUACAUUAUCUACCAGAAGCAGAGCUUCUUUGCUGGAGGAAUCACCCCCACCAUCCAAAACUGUUGUAUCCUCAAAGUGGAAUAUAGACUAAAGGUUAUUUUGGAUGUAUCAUUCACUAAAAAUCCUAUGAUUAAACUCCCGCUGAUCAUCUUGCCUUUAAAUGACAGAGUCUCAGCCAAAGCUCUGGAGGCAGGACUACCGGACCUGGCCAAACUAAAUUUAAACUGAAUGCCUCAAAUUAAUUUAUGCAACAAGCAUCCUUUUGUUUACUUUUUACAUUUAAUUUACAAACAUUUUGAAAACAGCUAUUUAUUCACAAAUAUACAGUAUGUAUGUAUAAAAAGUAUCCACAUAGUUUUUAAUUAAGCUGUAAAUUUUCAAUGUACAGAGGUGUUUGUCCUGUAAGACUUUUUCUCUAAAUAGUUUCCCUUAUCUGAAAAUGCUCUUACUAGAAGUCUACACUUUAAAUGAUGCUGUGUAGGAGUGCCAGCAUUUUACGACAAUAAAUUAUCUUCUAAAGUUUAUGGAUAUAUUAAAAAUGA
Myxocyprinus asiaticus (Chinese sucker) is the source of this 2638-nucleotide messenger RNA. RefSeq names its product arrestin domain-containing protein 3-like. The transcript has 7 exons. Gene Ontology annotation, biological process: protein transport. NCBI's taxonomy places the organism in Eukaryota, Metazoa, Chordata, Actinopteri, Cypriniformes, Catostomidae. Gene Ontology annotation, cellular component: plasma membrane; cytoplasm. The record is from RefSeq and is a predicted model, not a curated record. The coding region runs from base 1284 to 2324 and encodes 346 amino acids.